AUGGCCUCGGACGACUUCGACAUUGUGAUUGAGGCCAUGCUGGAGGCCCCGUACAAGAAAGAGGAGGAGGAAAAAGAAGAAAAAGAAGUCAAGAAAGACAGCACCUCCAGCAGUAGCGGAGAAAGCAGCAGCAAAAAGAAGAGGAGCCAGAGCAGGAGCCACGACCACAGACACAGCCGCAGUCGGGACCGAGACCGCCAUCGCAGGCGCAGCCGUAGUCGGGACCGCUGGCACCGGAGCAGAAGCCGCCAUCGGAGCCGGAGCCGAGAUCGUAGGUGGGGCAGCCGUUCCGGCAGCAGAGAGCGCCGGAGGGAUGAGAGAGUGCGCUACCGUAGCCCCCCACCUCCUGGGUGGCGGUCCGGACAUAGCAAGAGUCCCUUAUACAGAGAGAAGAGUCCCCUCCGGGAGCCUUUGGGCAGCCUGAGCCCAGAGGAGCGUGAUGCCCGUACUGUCUUCUGUAUGCAGCUGGCUGCCCGCAUCCGCCCCCGUGACCUUGUGACAGGCUAA
Molecule: messenger RNA, 507 nt
Organism: Gekko japonicus
Lineage: Eukaryota; Metazoa; Chordata; Lepidosauria; Squamata; Gekkonidae
Product: probable RNA-binding protein 23
Exons: 2
Coding region: 1-507 (168 amino acids)
Biological process (GO): mRNA processing
Cellular component (GO): nucleus
Molecular function (GO): RNA binding
Source: RefSeq, a predicted model, not a curated record